Molecule: messenger RNA, 1816 nt
Organism: Arabidopsis lyrata subsp. lyrata
Lineage: Eukaryota; Viridiplantae; Streptophyta; Magnoliopsida; Brassicales; Brassicaceae
Product: tricyclene synthase, chloroplastic
Exons: 6
Coding region: 233-1747 (504 amino acids)
Biological process (GO): diterpenoid biosynthetic process
Molecular function (GO): terpene synthase activity; magnesium ion binding
Source: RefSeq, a predicted model, not a curated record
UUUUUCCUUUGUUAUUCAUCCUCUAAACACGUUCCAAUCCUAUCUUCUCAAAUCUUCUUGAAAUCGACACUUACACAAAAACAGUAGCAUCUUGUACUACUUCUUGAAUCACUCAAAAACUCAAUCAGCAGUAUCUUGUAGUACUUCCUGAAUCAUUCAGUAACUCAAUCCGACACAACAACUACACAACAACAAUGCAGAGAGAGAUUUGUUGAAGGAAAAAGUGAGAAAGAUGCUUAAUGAUAAGAAGAAGACUUAUGUUGACCAAUUGGAGUUCAUUGAUGAUCUACAGAAACUCGGGAUUUCUUAUCAUUUUGAAGCGGAAAUCGAUAACAUUUUAACAUCUUCUUACCAAAAAGAGAGAACAAACGUCCGGGAGAGUGACCUACAUGCCACCGCACUCGAAUUCAGACUUUUCAGACAACAUGGUUUGAAUGUUUCAGAAGAUGUAUUCGAUGAUUUCAUGAAAAAAUGUGGGAAGUUUGGCAGUGAUGAUAUAUAUGGUUUCUUAUCUCUUUACGAAGCGUCGUAUCUUUCGACAAAGUCAGAUACAAAACUGCAAAAAUGCAUCAGACCUUUUGCAACACAACAACUCAGAGACUUUGUUGAUACUCAUAGUAAUGAAGAUUGUGGGUCGUGUGACAUGGUGGAGAUGGUGGUCGAAACGUUAGAUAUGCCCUACUAUUGGCGAAUGAGAAGGUUAGACACCAGACGGUACAUCGAUGUGUAUGGAAAGAGACAUAACAAGAACGCUGUCCUAGUUGAAUUUGCCAAGCUUGAUUUCAAUAUCGUACAGGCUAUUCAUCAAGAGGAACUCAAACACGUAUCCAGCUGGUGGAGGGAGACAGGUUUAGGUAAGCAACUCUACUUUGCAAGAGACAGGAUAGUGGAGAAUUAUUUUUGGACGAUUGGACAAAUCCAAGAGCCUCAAUACGGAUACGUUCGACAAAUAAUGACUAAAAUAAAUGCACUUCUUACUACUAUUGAUGAUAUCUACGAUAUCUAUGGCACUCUUGAAGAGCUUGAACUUUUCACUUCCGCGUUUGAAAAUUGGGAUGUAAAUCGUCUUGAUGAACUCCCCGAGUAUAUGAGGUUGUGUUUUCUUGUUGUAUACAAUGAAGUCAAUAGCAUUGGAUGUGAUAUUCUAAGAAAUAAAAAUAUCAACGUGAUCCCAUUCCUCAAAAAAUCUUGGACAGAUGUAUGCAAAGCAUAUUUAGUAGAAGCAAAGUGGUACAAAAGUGGGCACAAACCAAAUUUGGAGGAGUACAUGCAAAAUGCUUGGAUUUCAAUCUCGGCCCCAACGAUAUUUGUUCACUUCUACUGCGUAUUCUCUGCCCAGCUCUCUAUUAAGGUCUUGGAGACUUUGUCCGAACACCAACAAAACGUCGUCCGAAGCUCUGCCUCAGUGUUCCGUCUAGCCAACGACCUUGUAACCUCACCGGAUGAAUUAGCGAGAGGAGACGUCUGCAAAUCCAUCCAAUGUUACAUGAGUGAAAAUGGAGCAUCAGAGGAUAAAGCACGUUCACAUGUUCGGCAGAUGAUCAACGACUUGUGGGAUGAAAUGAAUUACGAGAAAAUGGCACAUAGCUCUUCGCUACUCCAUCAUGAUUUUAUGGAAACAGUGAUAAACUUGGCACGCAUGUCUCAAUGCAUGUAUCAAUAUGGUGAUGGCCAUGGCUCUCCCAAAAAAGCUAAAAUCGUUGAUCGUGUCAUAUCCAUAAUAUUCAAUCCGAUUCCUUUAGAUUGAACUUCAGAUUACAUUAUAUUCAAUAUCAUAUGGUUUUUAGAUAAUCAAAGACAUAAAUUAAAGUUCGAU